Molecule: messenger RNA, 402 nt
Organism: Leptosia nina
Lineage: Eukaryota; Metazoa; Arthropoda; Insecta; Lepidoptera; Pieridae
Source: the annotation of a GenBank genome assembly
AUGGAAAUGGACACAGACUGCGUAUCUCUACCGGAAACAUGUGAAAAUCUAAUGAUUAAUGUUGUAGAAACUCGUAAACAUUUCGGCAAAAAAUGUUUGGAAUACCACCAAAAGACAGCUCAAGUUGAACACGCUAUGUUAAAUUUACAGCUCAAAGCUAUAUCCAACUCAAAACUGCCCAAAUCCAAACAUCAGAUCCCUAAUUUGCCAUACGAUAAAAUGAUUCACGACAUGGAUGAUUUCAAAGAGGAAAUACUGGCUGCUGAGAGAAAGCUACAUGCAAUAGAUAAUAAAAUUAUGAACACCGAGAAAAUUGUUACACAGAUAAUAAAUGAUCGCAUUAAUAAGCAAGCUAAAAUACCUAUAACAACAGAAAGUUUGAUAGCAUGUGCUAAAGUUUGA